This is a messenger RNA of Coffea eugenioides, 438 nucleotides long. RefSeq lists its product as uncharacterized. Gene Ontology annotation, molecular function: electron transfer activity. The transcript has 2 exons. Lineage: Eukaryota; Viridiplantae; Streptophyta; Magnoliopsida; Gentianales; Rubiaceae. The coding region runs from base 1 to 438 and encodes 145 amino acids. The record is from RefSeq and is a predicted model, not a curated record.
AUGGCCAUCAGUUUUGGUAAAGGAUUACUUGUUCUCCUCCUAACCUUAAUAGCCCCAUUGGCAAUUAGCAAAGCUGAAACAGUUGUUGUUGGGGAGUCCGAGGGAUGGCGCUAUGGCUACAAAUAUACUGAUUGGGCAUUGAAUCACGGUGCCUUUUUUCUCAAGGACACACUAGUGUUCAAGUAUCCUCCUCCUAGCGACACCGUGCAGCCUCAUAGCGUGUACCUGCUGCCAAACCUGUACAGCUUCUUGACAUGUGACUUCAGCGGCGCAACCCUGUUGGCAGGCCCGAAUCAAGGAGGUGGAGAUGGCUUUUCAUACCAGCUAACUCAAGUCAGACCUAACUACUUUGCUAGCGGAGAGGGAAGCGGUGAUGACUGCAACAAAGGACUGAUGAAAUUCGUUGUCAUUCCUCUGUAUCGUCCUCCUUUCCCCUGA